UGGCACUGGAUGAGACUAUCGCCUGGCUGGUGUCUCAGGGCUGGGGUUGACGUUCCUGUAAAGACCUAGCAGCAGGCUCUGUGUCUGUGUCCAGAGAUGUGAGGGGCAAUGGGUCCUGGGGAGAUGGGUCCCAAGAACAGCUCUACCUCAUUCCUCUAACUGUUCCCUCACCUCCCCCACCUCAGGGUGCCAUGGCCAGCAGAGGGUCUUGGGCUCCAACUGCAGAGCAUGCUAAAAUGCCCGAAUGAAGGGUCAGCUCUUGGGAACCUGGAAUCUUGGGAAGUCCAACCCACGAUGACUGCUGACUGGCUUUGCUCCAUUCCCCGGAGACUAGAGAGACCUGUGGGCUGGGCUGUGGCCUUGGGAUUGACAUUAGAUUGGAAACAUGCUCCUUGGAACAGACUGUGAGAACGUCCAGACCUCUGAAAUGCAAAGGCCGCUCAGAGACUCUUCCUUUAUCCCAGCUCAAGGCUGUCCAAAGGACUCAGAUGGCCAAAGCAUUGAACGUCUGCGGGCGCCCAAGGAUGCUGAACCGGAUGGUGGGUGGUCAGGAUGCCUUGGAGGGCGAGUGGCCAUGGCAGGUCAGCAUCCAGCGAAAUGGAAGCCACUUCUGUGGGGGCAGCCUCAUCACAGAUCGGUGGGUCCUCACUGCAGCACACUGCUUCUCCAACCAUUCCCCCUUUGAAACCUCAGAGCGGCUGCCUCACACCAGCUCUCUGCUCUUUCCCUCCAGCACCUCUCAGACAUCCUUCUACCGGGUCCUGCUGGGGGCGCGGCAGUUGGUGAAGCCGGGACCACACACCAUAUAUUCACGCGUGAAGCGGGUGGAAAGCAACCCCCUGUACCAGGGCAUGGCCUCCAGCGCCGAUGUGGCCCUGGUGGAGCUGGAGACACCUGUGACCUUCACCAAUUACAUCCUCCCCGUGUGCAUGCCUGACACCUCGGUCAUCUUUGAGUCGGGCAUGGAAUGCUGGGCCACCGGCUGGGGCAGCCCCAGUGAGCAAGACCGCUUGCCUAACCCUCGAAUCCUCCAGAAACUCGCCAUGCCCAUCAUUGACACGCCCAAGUGUAACCUACUCUACAGCAAAGACGCAGAGUUUGGCCUUCAGGUGAAAACCAUCAAGGAAGACAUGCUGUGUGCUGGCUUCGCGGAGGGCAAGAAGGACGCCUGCAAGGGCGACUCGGGGGGCCCUCUGGUGUGCCUUGUGGACCAGCUGUGGCUACAGGCUGGCGUGAUCAGCUGGGGUGAGGGCUGUGCCCGCCGGAACCGCCCAGGUGUCUACAUCCGGGUUACCUCCCACUAUGACUGGAUCCACCGGAUCAUCCCGGAACUGCAUUUUCAGAAGGCCAGGUCUGGCGGCCAGAAGCGGGGGCCACGUGUCCAGCAGCCCCGCACGCAAAACUUUGCACCCUGCCUGGCGGCCCACACUGCCCUCCUGGUCCUCAUGGCCCUACUCACCUGCUUCUGAGAACCUGCUCAGGCAGGCAGGGGAGUGUAACCCCUGGAGCCCACAUGUACAUUUGUAAAUAGCCAUUUCUCUCUUCUUUCAAAUGCAAGUUAUUUUUAUUUAUGUUCCCCCUCCAAUAAAAACCUAACCUCAGUACCAGCUGCCAGGAAUGGGCCCUUAGGGCAAGAGGGGAGUGGAGAGGUACCUGGUGGGGAGGAGUACUGAGGAGUGUGAUUUGGGGGCAACACUGGGUGGGGGUGUGUGGAGGGCAAGGCUUCCGGUGAGAAAGGAGCUGCCCCAGGGCACCCUGGCCUACACACAAGGGGCAGCAACCAAACCAGCAGGAAGAAUGGGGGCCUGGCAGCAGGGCCUGAAGAGCGCUUUUGGGGGCCUGGGGGACUCACAGCCCCCACUUUCUAUUUCGAAUCACCCCAAUACUUUUUCAAAUAGCAUCAGGGGUGAUGCCCCCACAAUCAUCCUUUCCUACCCCAGUGCGGAGUAGGUAGGGGCCCCUCCAGAAGCUCCCCGCUCUCCAGGUUCCCCUUGACCCCAGCUCCUUUUCCUACACCUCCUCCCUGGUGAGUCCAAAGCUGCAGGAGGAGGCUGGAUCUGGGGCCCAUAUCCACCAGGAGACUCGGGGGCCCUCUGGUGUGCCUUGUGGGCCAGUUGUGGCUGCAAGCUGGGGUGAGGGUUGUGCCUGCCAGAAGCACCCAGGUGUCUACAUCCGGGUUACCUCCCAUUAUAACUGGAUCCACAGAUCAUCCCGGAACUGCAGUCUCAGCAGGCCAGGUCGGGCGGCAGAAGACCUGGCCCCUCUUCAGCGCUCCCUGCGGUAGCUUGUCAAAACCAGGAAUCCAGCACAAACAGGUCUCUGGAGCUCUGGCCCGCAGGGUGCUCAGGCCCUGCCAGGAUGGCAUGUUUACCAUCGGGCAACGUUAGGUUCGCAGGCUGGCUCACCCAGGUCCACAGCAGGCCUCUUCUGUGGCCAGGGCCAGCUCUCCCCGCCACGUGGACUGACUCUCAAAAGGUGCUUGGGCUUACCUGCCGUGAUCAGCAAUAAUGAACUGGAUGAGACUCCUAGGAGGGCCUUGCACACACAUAUAACCACAUACCCAUGCACACACUCCCUAGCACACCACAGAUACACAUUCAUGGAGACAUGUGUGCAUAGCCAUGCCUCCACUCACAGAUGUUCAUAUUUAUGCACACAUGCUCACUAGUAUGUAACAUGCACACACCCAUGCACAAGGAAACACCCACACAUAUGCAAGCCCGUGCACACACCUGUGUACACACAGGCAGAGCUUUCCACCUGGUGCCAUGAAGAAAGCGGGCCUGGAUAUUUAUGGGAUGAAUCAGCAGGAACUUAGCAAGUACCUGCUGUGAACUGUGCCUGGGGAGAGUGGGAACAAACACUUAACUCCUCUCCGUGUUCCACUUUGCUGGGCACAUCCCUGCCUGCAGGCAGGCAGGCCCAGAGGCGCAACUGGCAGAGGCUCAUGGUGGCCCCACUCCCCUGCUGGCUGCUCUGGACCCUCUGAGGACUGGACUGUCUGCUACACUCCUUCUCUAGACCAGAGAUGGGCUCUCAGUCCCUCACGGGCCAGCAGGUACACCAAGGCCCAGGCUACAGGUAUCCUGAGGGUAGCCAUAGGAACAAGUUCUGGAUCCUCCCGGCUGAGACCAGGGUCUGGCGUGGGUCCCGCAGCCUUGGAGAAAGGCCUGGCUGGCCCCUCCCCCUAGUUCUGGAGGUAUUAAAAAGCUUCAUGCCAAGAGCGGAGGAUGGGAGCAGAGCAGUGUCGGAGCAGCGCUCCCAGCUUCCUCUUCUUUCUGCACCUCGCUCUCAUGGCCUGCCCGCCUUGCCCCCCUGCUGCCUGCUCAUCCCCCAAAACAACCUCCACCAUGUCCACCUCAGCGAGUUCCACUUGAACAAAGGCAGCAGGCAGGUGUACGUGUCCCUGCCUCAGGGUGAUACAGUCAAGCUGUGUACAUCUGGAUUGAUGGUACCGGAGAAGGACUGCGAUGCCAGACCGGGACUCUGACAGUGAGCCGGAGCACAGAAGAGUUGCUGAGUGGAACUUUGAUGGCUCUAGUACUAUGACGUCUGAAGGCUCCCACAUGACAUGUAUCUCGUUCCUGCUGCCAUGCUUCUGCGAGGACCCCAACGAGCUGGUGUUCUGUGAAGUCUUAAAGUACAACCGCAAAUCUGCAGAGACCGACUUAAGGUAUACCUGCACACAGAUAAUGGACGUGAUGAGCAAUCAGCAUCCCUGGUUUGGAAUGGAGUAGGAAUAUGCUCCCAUGGGCACAGAUGAGCAUCCUUUUGGUAGGCCUUCCAAUGGCUUCCCUGGACCCCAAGGUCCAUACUACUGCAGCGUGGGAGCAGACAGCGCCUAUGGCAGGGAUAUUGUGGAGGCUCACUCCCGGGCCUGCUUGUAUGCCGGCACCAAGAUCACAGGGACAAAUGCCGAGGUCAUGCCUGCUCAGUGGGCAUUCCA
Messenger RNA from Pipistrellus kuhlii (Kuhl's pipistrelle), 3946 nucleotides. It is a transcript of the gene PRSS27, whose product is annotated as serine protease 27. Gene Ontology annotation, biological process: proteolysis. Gene Ontology annotation, molecular function: serine-type endopeptidase activity. The record is from RefSeq and is a predicted model, not a curated record. The transcript has 6 exons. NCBI's taxonomy places the organism in Eukaryota, Metazoa, Chordata, Mammalia, Chiroptera, Vespertilionidae. The coding region runs from base 489 to 1469 and encodes 326 amino acids.